Molecule: messenger RNA, 1065 nt
Organism: Nicotiana attenuata
Lineage: Eukaryota; Viridiplantae; Streptophyta; Magnoliopsida; Solanales; Solanaceae
Product: importin subunit alpha-4-like
Exons: 6
Coding region: 1-1065 (354 amino acids)
Biological process (GO): NLS-bearing protein import into nucleus
Cellular component (GO): nucleus
Molecular function (GO): nuclear import signal receptor activity
Source: RefSeq, a predicted model, not a curated record
AUGAAGAAAUAUAAACGUCUAAAUAUCCCUCCCGACGUCGAAAAGAAUAGAAAAAGUUUGGAAAAGCUCCGGAAAGAAAAACGCUACUGGUGGUUGUACGUAAAGAGAAGUGAUCAAUAUUUCAACAUUGAACAUUAUGAACCAGAGCUAAUCGUCAAAUAUGGGGAGAGGAAGAGAUUGUUUGAGCAAUUCCCUCAGAUGAAGAGAGAUUUUGCUGCUGGUUUGGCUUUGCGUGAAACUUACGGAUCAUUUUUGUUAGAGUCAGCUGCCUACAGGAUUAGGCUUCUAUUGGUUUACAAGGAUGAUGGUCACUACGAUUUUCCCCUUGAUACACUUUUUAGUAAUGGGAUAAUAGAUAAUCUUGUAGAAUGUUGUCGAUAUGGACAUUGGCACGGUGUCCGCAGCCGAGCCGCAGAAACUUUAGGUCAAGUCAUCUCUGAUGGAACAAUAGCACAGGUUCAAGAAUUAGUUAACCGUGACGCUAUUCCUGUUCUUCUACAAAUGCUUAAUGAUGAGGAAAUAAGGCACUAUGACGAUGAGAAAUGGUUGGAUUACUUUGUAACUAAUGAGGUUCUCCAUGAACACCAUGUUUUGGAUCACCUAGCACAAGUACUCGCCGAUCCUGCAUGGCACAAUUUAUCCAUCCUGAUUGUACAAUAUAAGGCAGCAGAGGCUUUGGGUAAUUUUGCCCGUCGUUCAACAAGGUGGAGGGACCUUGUUAUUGAUACUGCUCCUCUCAUCCCAUUAUUUCAACUUGUACAUAGGCUAUCACGUGAGGCCACUUCUAUUAACACGUCAUCAGCUAUCAGUUCAUCCAGGACAAUAGGAAACUUAUGUUUUGGAAGUCCACCCACAUCAUUUGAUAAGUUGAGGCCAUCAUUACCGGUCCUCCGGUAUCUCAUUGAUCUGGAGCUUCGUAUAGAAGAAGAAGAAGAAGAAGAAGCAAUCCCUGUUCUUAAGCAUGCUUGCUUAAUUAUUGCAUGUCUGGCACGAGGUGGAUUUGAUCCUAUAAAUGCGCUGAUUGAGCAAAAUAUGUGCCCAAGGCUGGUGAUGCUUUUGGCGUAA